This is a messenger RNA of Aureococcus anophagefferens, 282 nucleotides long. RefSeq lists its product as hypothetical. The record is from RefSeq and is a predicted model, not a curated record. The transcript has a single exon. The annotation marks the transcript as partial. NCBI's taxonomy places the organism in Eukaryota, Pelagophyceae, Pelagomonadales, Pelagomonadaceae.
GUCAUCGUCCUCACGGUGCUCGCGCUCGUCGUCCCCUACGCGCUCUGGGCCGGUUUGGUGGCCACCGGCAUGGACUCGAACGAGGUCGGCGUCGUGCUCUCCGGCGUCUUCGUCAUCGGGUCCAUCCUCCUCUGGACCUUCUCCUACAUCUUCCGCGUCUUCACGAAGAACAUGACCUACAGCACGCAGCUCAAGCAGUACGAGGACGCCGUCAUCGCGAAGCGCUUCGAGGAGCUCCAGGACGACGAGGUCGAGGCGCUCCUCGGGGAGAUCGAGCGCGAG